UUAUUUUUGGAGAUACGGUGAGUGCGUCUGCGGUCACAUCUGAUGUUCAUCGUCUGUCAUUAACAGAUAGCGAUGAUAAGGAUGUUCCAAUUUCGUUAGUAAUGAUCAUACAACCUGUGCCAGGGCUUGUUUCCGGUUCGUUCAUGCCUUUCUACACACCGGAUGACGCAUCACGAUGUUUCUAUCACGAGUUCAUCUACAGAAAGAUAGGAGAUUAUGUUUGUGUGUUUAUUGAUCAAGAAGAUCCAAUGAAGGUUAGACAAUAUGAUGUGUUUAUCCGUCAGGGGGAAUACCCAACACACCUGACUUAUGAUCAAACCACAUUCCUUGUCGCAGACCGCGACUGGAUGUCAUGUAUAGCACCUCAACAUUUCACUAAAGUCGGAAUCACAUACGUCGGACUUCGCCCUAUUCCAAUACCCGGAAUGGGGCCGUACGAAUGGACACCUUUGAAUGGUCCGUACUAUGGUAGUUCCUACAAUAUCUCCGAUCCCUCAAUGAAUCCUUACAACCUAACCAUCACUACGGCGGGCUGUAUGACGUGGGACAAGAAAAAGGAGAGGUGGGGCGGAAAUAAGUGUGUGAUGGACUGGUAUCCCCCCAGAUACGAGGUGGAAUGUACAUGUAAUACGGAGAAGGACCUGACAUUUGGAAACACGUUUUACGUUCCACCAAACACGAUUGAUUUCUCUACCGCCUUCCUGAAAUUCUCUCCCCAAGACCAAGCCGCAGUCCUUUCGCUCCUCAUUCUAAUCCUGCUGUCUUACAUCAUCCUCAUGGUCUGGGCAAGGCAUCAGGAUAAAAAGGACAUAGUCAAAUGGGGCGUGACUCCGCUGAUGGACAACAAUAUCGACGAUACAUAUUACUACAUGGUCACAGUUUAUACGGGCAUGCGAAAAGAUGCCGGAACUCAAUCAAGAAUAGGCUUUGUAGUAUCUGGAUCAGAAGGCGACACUGGUGUACGGGAACUCUUCGAUGGCGUCCGCAGGGAAAUUGGCACAGCUACUGUCAACCAUUUCUUGAUGACAACGCCUCAUCCUCUUGGAGAAAUUGACUAUGUAUACAUUUGGCAUGAUAAUUCUGGAGAAGGAUCAAAGGCGUCUUGGUAUCUCAACAGAGUGGAUAUCGAGGAUAUACAGGACAAACAAAAGUAUUUCUUUCUGUGCGGAAAAUGGUUGUGCAUGGAUACUCCAGAUGACAAUAUAGACGCUGUCCUUCCCGUGUGUGGGAAAGAAAAUGUAACAACCUUCGAAAACAUGUUUUUCAUGAAUACCAAAGAGAACCUUGCAGAAAAUCACAUCUGGAUUUCCAUAUUUUUCCGACCGACAAGCAGUCAUUUCACGAGAUGCCAACGGGUCACAUGUUUGAUGGUUUUUCUCAUGAUGAGUAUGAUAGCCAAUGCGAUCUAUUUCACCCCUGCGGACGAGUUUGAGAACCCAAGUCUGGUUCGCGUUGGUCCUCUGAAGUUUUCUCUACAGUCAGUGUAUAUAUCUGUGAUAUCAGCACUUAUUUCAACACCCACAGUAUUUUUGGUUGUUCUAAUGUUUCGGAAGUCAAAGCCAAGAGUUAUCAACCAAAACCUUCAGGAUCCGUCUCUAAAGUAUGCCAUACCCGCUAUAGACUCCAUCGCGGAAAAGAUGCUCAAGGAAAGCAAGGAGCUAGAGAAGACGCUGGUCGCAAAAGGUAUCAUAAAGGCAGAUGGAACCAUCCUGCCUUUCUGGUGUGCCUAUAUUGCAUGGUUCCUGUCACUAGCGGGGACUUCAACCGUUAUGUUUUUUCUCAUGCUGUAUAGCAUGGAGUGGGGGAAGCAGAAGUCAGAAAUGUGGUUAACCCAAUUUGUCUUAUCAUUCUUUGAGGCGUCAGCCAUUUUGGACCCAGUCAAGGUCAUCUUGAUGGCAGCUUUUUUUGCAUUCAUCUUCACUCAACUGGACAAGUUUAAGCCCUCACCAUUAGAUCGGAACUUGAUCUUACGUAACUACCGUCAGCGAUUUAGCUGUCCCACUGAUAUAAAAAUGCCAGCACGCUUUUUCACGACGGAGACAAUUCAGGAAGCGAGAAAGGAGAGACAGCGAGAAAUCAUGAUGGCGCGUGCGGUGAAGGAAUGCAUCGUGACGAUCCUAUUUCUGUGGAUUAUUUAUAGCAUCAGCUUCAGUAACCGUGACGACAGAUCGUUUCGCGUGCACGAUAUAAUAUCCAAACAUUUCAUUUACCCUCAAAACAACAAGCCUACUUUUCCUGCUAUUAAGACAACAGUCAACUUUAUCGACUGGUUGAAGUUGACAGCAUUUCCAGCUCUGUUUCCAGAGUAUGAAUAUAACGGCGAAAAGAUGCAUUGGCGAUGGCGGCAGUACUACGCUGACCUCACCAACUUCCGGGUAGGACCGCCGCGUCUCCGUCAGGUCCGCGUCGUUGAAGAGGAGGCAGAUUAUCCAUUCUUUGGUAGAAUAAAAACGUUCCCAGAAUAUUCAUUCACAAGCGAAGAGUCGAAGGAUUUCUGUUUUCACUGGAAACCCCUGCCCUGUGAUGUAGAAAAGGAAGCCUACUCGUUCUCUUACAACGGAUGGAAACACACCAGUGCUUCUUCUAUAUGGGGAAUACCUGUAACUGGCUACUACACAACGUAUAGCGGGGGAGGCUACAUUACGGAGCUGGACGUCAAUUGGGACUUCUCCAACAGAACCCUUAAUGAGCUCAACAAGUUCCUGUGGUUCGACAGGCAAACGAGAGCAGUGUUCCUAGAAUUCACCUUGUACUCAGCCAACCUGAACUUGUUUACGUACGUCAUGUUAAUGGCUGAAUUCCCAGAAACAGGUGGCGUCACUACCAUGAGCACCAUAUACCCCAUGAGAAUCUACCAGCACCAUGGUAAUACAGGCGUCUACAUCAUCUUCUGUGAGGUCAUGUUUCUCGUAUUUCUACUGGGGAUGAUAUUAAAGGUAGUCUACGGAAUGGUGAAAACAAAAGGAAACUACUUUGCGAAUGCGUGGAAUGUUGUAGACUUUUUUUGUAUUGUUGGAGGUUGUAUUGGCGUCGCUAUGUACUUUGGAAGAUUUAUCUUAUCAAAUGAAACAUUGGGCAAAUUCAAAGAUGACCCGAAGAACUUUGUAAAUUUCCAACAUCUUGCCUUUUGGGAUCUCAUUUUUGUACUUGUGCUUUCAUGUCUUGUAUUCCUCUCAACUAUUCGAGUAGUCGGGGUACUUGGCUACGAUAAAAGAAUUGGAGAAGUGUUCCGAGUGGUGGACAAUUGCGCUAGAGACCUCUUCUGGUUUGGGAUAAUGUUCUUUUAUAUAUUCAUGGGUUAUUGUAUGUUAGGCUAUCUUGUAUUUGGGAGAAAUAUCAAGGCCUAUUGGAACAUAUUUGAUACGAUGGGAACUCUCUUCAUAAGCAUGAUAGGCAAAAGUAAAUUUACGGAGUUAAACGAACAGGAUCCGAUAAUGGCCCAGUUCUACUUCUUCACGUACAUCCUACUGAUAGUCUACGUGCUGUUGACUAUGUUCCUUGCCAUAUUGUGUGACAGUAUUGCAGUGGUACAUGCACAGACGAAGAACGACCGCUCCGAAGAACUUGUUGCUUUUAUCAUCGAACAGAUUAAGAAAUUCUUCAGUAGCAGUAAAAAGAAACAACAAGAAAAACAACUGAAAAAUGAUAUUGGACACGGCAAACAAAAACCAAUUGAGUUGUUGUCAGAUUUGCGCCUGAACCUCCAUGAUAUUAUGAAAAAGCUUCCGGAAAAGGAAAGAGAUCCGUUCAUGACUAAAAUCUAACAAUUCUCAGUGGAAGAAGGAACCGUACCAACUGUCUUGACAGUUUAUAUGAACUACAUAUAAACGUUGAAGUAAUGGAAGUGGAUACAUUUUGUGUUCUUUAAGAUUAGCACAUAUCGUUGGUCGAUGGCGUCAUCCAUGAGGUUUUGUUUACAGUAAUAUCUGCAUAUAUUUCAUACCCUCUGUUGAACCGAAUGGUGAGAGGAAAACGGAAACCAGGAGAAUUGAAUCCUGGUCGCUUUGGAGAAUGUGAAGUUGGCACAAUCCGUCCACUCUUUACUUUUUGUUAUGUUUUAUAUUUAUAUUUUUGUAAACGUAAACUGCAACAUGUCAUGUCUUACAUGGCUUAAGUCCUAAGUAUCUAAAUAAUGCAAUGAUUACUGAUUCACGAACACCAGAAAGGAAUGUAUUUACUGUAUAUAUAUCUGCCCGGAUUUCAAUUGAUUCCGGACCUUCAUAUGGCAAUUUUUCGUGCCGAUUUUCAUAUAUUUUUGACUCGAAUAUUUCCAUAAGAAACAACGCGGUUUACACUGAUGUUCUACUAUUGUUUAUUACCUUCAAUACGAAUGUUGGGGACGGCGACAGGAAAACACAUAACCAUUGAAAACGAUCGAUCAUACGCUUUGUUAAUGUGAAGCUCAUUUGUUUAUAGGAAAGGUUGUAAAACAUUGGUUACUUGGUGUCGGCGACAAAAUGAGCUGCAUAUGUAGCGGAACUGGUCUAAGCUGAGUGUCCAGGUAACUCAAAUAGUAAGAACGUCCGUGUAGAGUUCGGAGGUCCUGGAUUCGAGUCCCGGUCUUGUCGUUGCAUUUUUUCUCUCCUGCUACAUUUACACAUGUUAUAGAAGAGGAAAAAUGACCUGAACGGCACUCGAACCCGGGACCUCGGAACUCUAGCAGGACGCUCUAACCGUUUGAUCUACCUCAAAAUCACUAACCUCAGUCCAGUUCUGCUACAUUCCUCCCUCCUUAAACAAAUUCUUCGAACCCGAAGACACACAUGAGACCCUAUCAACUCGAUGGGUUCUUAGUUGGGCGUCAUAUGUAAGGGGGGAAUGCAACGACUAGACCAGGACUCGAACCCAAGUCCUCCAAACACUAGAAAGACGCUCUUACCAUUUGAGCUACCUGGCCAAUGGCGUUCAAAAUUAGUAAGUUCUAAUACACAUUUACAUAUAUCAUUUUUUUUACAUUCAUCAUCCUUUAGCUGAAAAAUGAUAUAUAAUGUAUGUUUUUGUCAAGUUGAAUUCGUGAAAAACUGCUGUCAGAGGAAACGUUUUUACUAGAGUACUUAGUUUUGUUUAAUGUACUUUUGAUAACCUACACGACAUAAACAUUAUUUGUUUGUUUUUGUUUAACGUCCUAUUAACAGCCAGGGUCAUUUAAGGACGUGCCAGGUUUUGGAGGUGGAGGAAAGCCGAAGUACCGGUGGAGGGCUAGUGAUAAAGUGUCGGGACACCUUAACCGCGGCCGCUAGAUAAAAUUGUAUACACAUAAACAUGAUCAACAUAGUGUAUACAUAUACUUCACCACUUUGUUAGCUAUGAACAAUUAAUGAUAAAAACGCUUAAGAGCAACAACAACAAUGGGCAGCAACAACAACAACAACAUUGAACAACAACACGGCAACAGCAUCAACAAUGAACAAAAACAGCAACAACAAUAGCAAAUGGCAACAUGAAAGCAAGGUCGUAAUUUUAACUCAAAAUCGAUAGAAAAGAUACACGAAUUUAUACUGUAGACCCAACAACAAUGAACAAUAAAACAGCAUCAGAAAUGAAUAACAUCAGCAACAAUGAGCAACAGCAGCCAUGAAUACCAACAAUAAUGUAUAAAAACACAACAACAACAACAACAAUGAACCAUAAACAAUAAUAAAGCAGCAGCAACAACAAUAAAUAACAACAGAGUUAAAAAAAACAACAAUGAACAACCAUACAGUAACAACAAUUAACAACAACUCAGUAACAACAACAAAAUUAAGGAACAAACAGCAAAAAUGAAUAACAGCAGCAGAAAGAGCAACAACAACCAUGAACAAGAACAAUGACCAACAACAACAAACAAUAAAACACAACAACAACAAUAAACAACAACACAGCAAAAACAACAACAAUAACAUAUUAACAACAAUCCUAAGCAAUACAAAUUAAUAACCACACAGUAACAGCAACAAUGAAGACCUACAAAAACAAGGAACAAUAACAGCAACAAUGAACAAAAACACAGUAACAGCAACACUGAACACCUACAAAAACAAGGAACAAUAACAGCAACAAUGAAUAACAACAGCAACAACAACAAUGAACAAUAAUGUCAACAGCAAUGACCAUGAGCAACAACAAUGAACAACAGCGUAUGCAAACAUGAAAGCUAGCAUGUAAUACUAUAUUAACUCUAUAAGUUCCAGAAGUUCAUGAAACUUCAUCUUCAUCGAUGACACACGUCAAGAUCAAAUCUGAGAACUAUGGAAGAUCCACCAGACAUAUAUAUCAUUAGAUCACGUCGGAAACUAUAUCGUGUCAAAUAUACCUUAUUUUACCAAUGACUCGAUCUCUGAAAAAAGUGUACGGAAUUCACUUCAUUUAUACUUUACCGUUUCGAUCUUUUCUCUUUUGGUAAAAAUGUUGAAAAAAUCAUAAAAAAUGCGCCGUUAGACUUCCCACUCACCAAUAUGGAAAUAUACCGUACGUUGCUUGUUUGCUGUUUUAUUAUUGUGAUUGUCAAUUAACCUUGCCGUCGAUUAAAUAGCCAUUCCUACACAAAUAUCAGUGUACAGUUUAGUUGUCAAUGCCUAUACUAGUUUGCUUUAUGUUUGUUUAGUGGACAGUAAAUAGUAACGCAGUUGUUAGUGUAAUCAAUCUUUAUUCCGCUAUGUUUUUUACCAUUAUGACGUGUUUGUAUGAUUUGGUAGUAUCCGUCCUUUCAAAACGAAGUAAACUUGAUAUCCCACUCACGCUUUACAUGAGAUAAAACAAGCACGUGGUUUGUCUCAAUCUUCAGAAAUCAAUUGGCACAUUAUACUAUGAUGUAGUUCAAUGCUACAUGUACUUGACAGUUUUUCCACGCUGUCGUUAAUGUAAGUGAAGGAAGAUCAUGUCUCCCCCCCCCCCCCCCCCCCCCUUACUGUCGUGUGACAGAUUCCUUUCCUCUAUACAUAGCAGUCCAAGUACAUCUGAUCUUUAUUGUUGUAUCCUUCUUUUGAUAUCAUUACUACGUUUAUGUGUUUUACUGUUUUACCUUUUCAAUAUAUUUUUACAUUUAGAUGCAAUAAAUUGUUACAUCAA
Molecule: messenger RNA, 7050 nt
Organism: Pecten maximus
Lineage: Eukaryota; Metazoa; Mollusca; Bivalvia; Pectinida; Pectinidae
Product: polycystic kidney disease protein 1-like 2
Exons: 12
Coding region: 102-3764 (1220 amino acids)
Cellular component (GO): membrane
Molecular function (GO): calcium ion binding; protein binding
Source: RefSeq, a predicted model, not a curated record